Messenger RNA from Symbiodinium necroappetens, 1821 nucleotides. The record is from the annotation of a GenBank genome assembly. Lineage: Eukaryota; Dinophyceae; Suessiales; Symbiodiniaceae.
AUGGGUCAGGGCGUUUCUCUUGGAGAGGCUUCUCAAGAGCGCUACUUCCUGCAGAAAGUCAAGCUCGGAGAAGGGUCCUUCGGGACAGUUUGGCGAGCUGUGGACAGGCAGGAAAACACCAUCGUAGCCGUGAAGCAGCUCGACAAGGCAUUGCUGCCAAAGCGCGGCGUUCGCCGGCAAGAUAUUGAGCGAGAGGUGGCAGUGAUGCGGGCCGUGUCCCAUCCGAAUGUUACAAAGCUGUUCGGCAGUUGGGAGGACGCUGCAAGCAUCUUCUUGGCGCUGGAGUAUUGUAAUGGUGGCGACUUUGGAGACAAGGUGAAAGAGAAGGGAAUGGAACUUGAGGAAAGCACAGCUGCCGAAUGGAUGUUCCAAAUCGUCUCAGCCAUUGGAGUCUUGCAUAGCAAGAGUAUCUGCCAUAGAGAUAUCAAGCCGGACAACUUCAUGGUGCAUGACGAGGUCUUGAAGUUGUCAGAUUUUGGCUUGGCAGUUCACCUUCCUUUUGGCCAGAAGCUGACCGAGAAAUGCGGCACUCCUGCGUUCAUGUCACCGGAGCAACACCACCUGCCGAGAGGAAGCAGGGGUUACAGUCAUUCUUGCGACGUUUGGGCCGCCGGAAUCACCAUGUACAUGGUCAUGUUCGCUGGCAAACAUCCCUUCUUGCUGGCCAGCCAGCAGCUGGAUGAACAGGCCUUGCUUGCGGGCCAGCUGGAUUUCAGUGUUGGCAGCAGCUUCUUUGGCUUUGCCAUGACUGACCGCUUCUCGGAAUCCGCACGGUUCUUUUGCAGACAGAUGGUUACUCCUGACAUGAGCAAACGGAUUUCAGCUGCUGCCGCGUGCCACAGCGAGUGGUUCCGGGAGCAAGCUGUCGGAAAGUUUCGACAUCCCCAGGAAGCUGAUCCAGUACCAAAGGAAGGAAGCCCUGUCAUUUGUAAGCCACCUGCAAGCCCAGGAAUUGCCAGGGUGCAAUCGAAUGUGACCGUCGAUGGGGGAAAGGACAAGGAGGAGUCCAUUCAGCGCUGGUGGCCAUUCAGUGCGGAAACACCUUCGCAACCGUCGAAGCCGAAGCCGGAGCCGCUGGAGGACGAGCAUUUGGAGAAGCAAGAACUGCAGCAGGAAUUGCUGCAGCACCGGCGAGCGCUGCAGGGACGGAUGGGCUCUCCUCGAACUUCGCAGUCCGACGACGAGCUUCGGAAGCGGAUUGAAGGGUUGGAGGAGCAGUUGAGGCAACACGAGGAGCAGAGCCGCCUGCGGGAGGAGCAGAAUCGCUUGCAGAAGGAGCAGAACGAGUCCCAGUGGGAAAUGCUGGUGCAGAUGCAGCAGUUUAUCAAAGACAAGAAGAUGACGCAGGACUUGGAGGCAACUAUGGCCGGCAAGACGACGCCACCUGAGCCAGUGCAACCUGCUUCGCAGGUGACUGGGGAGACAAGUCCCACUGGGCAGCCAACUUCCAGUCGGAGCUACUCCCGCAGGACGGUGAGCGCCACGGCAGCUCCACCUGAGAUGCAGCAGAUCCCGGCUGUGCAGACUUUGAGGGCAGGCAUGCGAUGCCGGUAUUACUCAUCCACGUACGGCAGAUGGAUCAGCGCGAAAGUCGAGAAGUACCAUCCCAAUGGGACGUUUGACCUGGAUGUGAAGCAACAUGCUUCCAUCGAUUACAUCUCGCCACUCCCAGAUGUCGCAGAAGCAGAGGCCUGGCCACCUGGUACGAGCGUGAGCUACAACAGUACCUCCGCCAAGCGGUGGAUUCCCGCUGUUGUCCAAUCGCCGGGCGCUCAGGAAGCCUUGCCUUCCCCGCUGCGAUUCAGCGCAGACCUUCAGUGA